AUGAUAGGUCUCGGAUGGUGGCGUGCACUCGCACAACGAACCAGCUGUGCGCGCUGCUCGAGACCGCGAAAGAGGUCGGCGUCCCGAGCGUCUACGUCCACUUCUUCAUCGAUUGCGCGGCACAUCGCGCCCCGCUCGGCCGGAGGAUACGUCAAGGAGCUCCUCGCAUUCAUCGAGAAGGAGAAGCACGGUCAGAUCGCGACUGCUGUGGGUCGCUACUAUGCAAUGGACCGCGACAAGCGUCAGUGGGAGCGCAUCAAGAUUGCCGUGGAUGACCUCGUGAAAGGCUUGGGCCAGAAGGGCAGGACGUCGUGA
Laetiporus sulphureus 93-53 is the source of this 315-nucleotide messenger RNA. RefSeq lists its product as uncharacterized. NCBI's taxonomy places the organism in Eukaryota, Fungi, Basidiomycota, Agaricomycetes, Polyporales, Laetiporaceae. The record is from RefSeq and is a predicted model, not a curated record. The coding region runs from base 1 to 315 and encodes 104 amino acids. Gene Ontology annotation, molecular function: manganese ion binding; phosphoglycerate mutase activity. Gene Ontology annotation, cellular component: cytoplasm. The transcript has a single exon. Gene Ontology annotation, biological process: glucose catabolic process.